UGCUAAGUCCCGCUGCAGCAGACAGGCAGGAGUAGACACCCGGACACCCACCACCCCUCCUCGGAGGACGGUGCAGAGGGGGUUCGGAGAGCCCCUAGACCGCGGCCGGCAGCCCCGCCAGCAUGGCAGAAGCUGAGGAAGAUUGUCAUUCUGAUACUGUCAGAGCAGGAGAGGAUGGUGAAAAUGAAAGCUCUGCUGAAACAGAUCUGCAGGCACAACUCCAGAUGUUUCGAGCUCAGUGGAUGUUUGAACUUGCUCCUGGUGUAGGCUCUAGCAAUUUAGAAACUCGAUCUUGCAGAGCAGCAAGAGGCUCUUUACUGAAAGCAGCAGAUACCAAAGGAAAACAAGAACUGGCAAAAGAAGAAAAGGCUCGAAAACUCUUUCUAAAAGCAGUAGAAGAAGAACAAAAUGGAGCUCUCUAUGAAGCCAUCAAGUUUUAUCGUAGGGCUAUGCAACUUGUACCUGAUAUAGAAUUCAAGAUUACUUAUACCCGGUCUCCAGAUGGUGAUGGCGUUGGAAACAGCUACACUGAAGAUGAUGAUGAUGAAGAUGAUGAUAGCAAGAUGGUAGAUCUCUUGUCCUACUUCCAGCAGCAACUCACAUUUCAGGAAUCUGUUCUCAAACUGUGUCAGCCAGAGCUCGAGAGCAGUCAGACUCACAUAUCAGUGCUGCCAAUGGAAGUCCUGAUGUACAUCUUCCGAUGGGUGGUGUCUAGUGAACUAGACCUCAGGUCAUUAGAGCAGUUGUCCCUGGUGUGCAGAGGAUUCUAUAUCUGUGCCAGAGACCCUGAAAUAUGGCGUCUGGCCUGCUUGAAAGUUUGGGGCAGAAGCUGUAUUAAACUUGUUCCGUAUGCAUCCUGGAGAGAGAUGUUUUUAGAACGGCCUCGUGUUAGGUUUGAUGGAGUGUAUAUCAGUAAAACUACAUAUAUCCGUCAAGGGGAACAGUCUCUUGAUGGUUUCUAUAGAGCCUGGCACCAAGUGGAAUAUUACAGGUACAUAAGAUUCUUCCCUGAUGGCCAUGUGAUGAUGUUGACAACCCCUGAGGAGCCUCAGUCCAUUGUUUCCCGUUUAAGAACUAGGAAUACCAGAACUGACGCAAUUCUACUGGGUCAUUAUCGCUUGUCACAAGAUACAGACAAUCAGACCAAAGUAUUUGCUGUCAUAACUAAGAAAAAAGAAGAAAAACCACUUGACUACAAAUACAGAUAUUUUCGUCGUGUCCCCGUACAAGAAGCAGAUCAGAGUUUUCAUGUGGGACUACAACUAUGUUCCAGUGGCCACCAGAGGUUUAACAAACUCAUCUGGAUACAUCAUUCUUGUCACAUUACUUACAAGUCAACUGGCGAGACUGCCGUGAGUGCUUUUGAGAUUGACAGGAUGUACACACCCCUGUUUUUCUCCAGGGUGAGGAGCUACACUGCCUUCUCAGAAAGGCCUCUGUAGAGCCUCGAGUCCAGUCCUCUGUCUCUGGUGCAUGGGUAAAGUAUGCAGUGCAGAGAGCACCUAAGUUAUAAAUGUACAUACGUAUAUAAGGAAGCAGAACUUAUUAAAUUGUUGGAGUUCUUUUUAAGAAGGGUAUAAAUUGAUUUUUUUUUUAAUUUAAAGAAAUAGUUGAUUCUCGGGGUGUUUUGUUUUGAAGUUAGACAAUUUGAAAUAAGUUGUUUAAACACAUUUAUGUUGUGAAAAACUUUAACGUGAGGUUCAAAUCAUGUCCUUUUUCAAGCAGAUUUAUGAGCAAAUUUCUGUCAUAUAAACCGUCUUCUGCCUGAGCAUCCUAAUAUUUAAAUGCAUCAGGGGAGCGCUCCACUGAAUAAGCAUUUUAUUUCCCGCAUGAUAUAUAGUAUCUUUGCACUAAAGGCUCAAAAUGUGAAAACCUUCUCUGGAUUUGUUUGAAACUGUUUGACCAAUAAAGAUCACAAAUAAAUGUUUCUUUCAAGAAAAUA
Galeopterus variegatus (Sunda flying lemur) is the source of this 1942-nucleotide messenger RNA. It is a transcript of the gene FBXO9, whose product is annotated as F-box protein 9. Gene Ontology annotation, cellular component: SCF ubiquitin ligase complex. Gene Ontology annotation, molecular function: protein binding. The record is from RefSeq and is a predicted model, not a curated record. NCBI's taxonomy places the organism in Eukaryota, Metazoa, Chordata, Mammalia, Dermoptera, Cynocephalidae. Gene Ontology annotation, biological process: SCF-dependent proteasomal ubiquitin-dependent protein catabolic process. The transcript is spliced from 13 exons. Bases 123 to 1442 code for a protein of 439 amino acids.